UAAGCUUGGCUUAAAAAUGUCUUAUUUUUCAGUAUUAUUCUGGUACUCAUAUAUUACGCUACUGCAAGUUUAAUAUCGCUCUUCUAUUUAUUCACCUCAUAUUUAGCUGUCUCGUCUGCUCGUGAGCUCAAUUAAUCAUUAACCCUGCAAAAUAUCCAAAUCUAUCAAUAUUAUCCAGAAUCUUCGAAUCUUAACAACUGAUUGAUUUAUUUACUCAGCAAUUUUGAUCCAGCAUGGUUGUAGAAAAUACCGAGUCAGGCGUUACGGAUUUAGUAAACAAUGGGGAAGUUGUGGAAAAACAGGAGGUGAAGGUUGAAUCCGAUGAUUCUAAGAAAGAUUGCUGCGAAACAGUUGCCACAAAAGAAAAUGAAGUAGUGAAACCAGGAAAAUCGACAGAUCUCAUUGAGGAGGCUGACCUUAACGGACAAAAAGAGGUGAAAAAGGACGAAGUGUUAGAAUCGAGUCCAGUACCGAAGCAAGGUGAUGAUUCUGCUGUCGGAGAGAGCAUGAAUAGUGACUCAUUCAUGAGUCCCGACGAGUACGACGAUCACGAUGAAAUACCACUCACGGGGACGAUUUAUCACGGGGACGAUUUAUCUGGAGAGAAGUUGAGUAAAACUAACUUGUAUAUUAGAGGUCUUAGUCCAGAUUUCAACGACCGAAAGCUGUUUGAUUUGUGCAAAAGAUUUGGACAAAUAGUUUCGACUAAAGCAAUUAUGCAUAAGCAGAGCUUAGUGUGCAAAGGUUAUGGGUUCGUGGAUUUCUCGACUGAAGAAGAAGCUAAAAAGGCGGUUAUUGAGUUGCAACAAGAAGGAAUUCCUGCGCAGAUGGCUCGUCAACAGGAACAGGAUUUGACUAAUAUUUACAUUUCAAACUUGCCAAAGGGAUUUGACGAGAAAAAGCUAGAAGAGGUGUUCCAGAAUCUAGGAACUGUAGUCUCCACCAGGAUUUUGAGGGACCAGAGUGGAAAUACGAAACGUGUUGGAUUUGUGAGAAUGGAAACGCAGGAAAUGUGUGAAAAGGUAAUCGCUCAAGUGCAUAAUAAGCCCUUGGAAGGCUAUCCGGAGUGCAAACUGCUGUGCAAAUUCGCAGAUGCGGGAAAGAGACGCAAACCAAUCUACGGAGCUGGCGGGGCUUACGACCAUUAUGAUGCGUAUCAUCAACAUAAUCAUCAUAGCUAUAACUAUUCCAAUCAUCAAAGUGCCUAUACAUCAUACUAUGCCAACUUCCCUAAAGGGUACCAGGGAGCUACCUCCAACUCGCAUCCUUCUGUCAACGGAUCUUCGCCCGCAGGAGUCCCGUGGUCUGCAGCAGCAUCGGGACCCGCAUUCGGUUUGAGUCCUCUUGCAUCCACGGGAGCGCUCAACUACUACAACCUGUUACUUGCUAACUCUGCUUUCGGAGCCGUCCCUAACAACUCGGCCGCUGGUGGUGCUAACUCGCUGCUGUCUGCCAACCCGCUGGCUGCCGCUGCAACCCUGGGAGGUGCACCCUACUUCCAGAAUCAGGCGGCGGCCCAGCAGGUGCAAUUGAACUCGUCAUCUGCCAACGCGAAUAAUGCAAACGUGGCCAAUAGUGCAAUCGGACAUAGUCCCAGCCACUCUGGCUCAUUUCUGGUGAAUUCUGCCGCUAAUCACAACCAAUUUUCCGAAGCUUCCAAUAUGCAUAGUGCUUCCCAGUCUAAUAAUGGAGUGGCAUCUUUAAAUCAGAAUCUCUCUCAUGGACCCAACAGUCAGUCGAACUCCCUUGGUAAUAGCAUGAACGGGGUAGACUUGAAUGCGCUCUAUCAACAACAGUCUACCAAUGCCCAGCAACUAAUCUCAAACUUGUCCCAUUCGAUGAACCAAAUGUCAUUUCCGGGAAGCAAUCAACGCCAUGGACAAACUCAGAACCAAUCAGGAGGCAAUGGUAGGAACGGUGGCAAUGCAUCCAACAUGUUCUACCCCGGACAGGGCCAGGGAAUGAUGAAUGGGGCAUCUUCGCCUCUGGAUGGUGCCCAAAAUGGCGGAUCAAAUGGGUUCCCGGGAAACACUCCCCCGAACGGAGAGGAGUUGCAGCAACAUUUGAAGGUGUCCAACGGUUUCAGUCUGAAUGGAAACUCAAACGGCAAUGGAUUCAAUGGACAUAACCAUUUUUCGGCGUCCGGUGGAAAUGGAAACGGGGGCAUGAAUGGACAACACUAUUGGGCCGCCUUGCAGCAACAGGGUGCGGCGGCCGCUGCCGCAGUUCCAAACAGCGCCGCUGUGGCCGCAUACGCAGCAGCUCUGGCCUCUCAGAAUGCAGCUGGAGGUCUCCAGAUGAAUGGGAACGGAGGCACUGGAUCCAACGGGGACCACUUGGGAGGACCUGCGUCACAAUCUGGUGCAAAUGCAAACAGCUUGCAUAUGAUGUCGAUGGGAAGAAACGGACCCAACGUGUCAUCUUCUUCAGGCCAGCUUCAAUAUUAGCUGCUCAACGUCUAAACCUUAAAUGAUAUUAGUCUAAGGUGUUUUCUAUGAUGCUUGGAAGUAUAAAUGACGGUUGUAGGAUUGCCUGCGGGUGAUUUUGAAGUGUGCCGUGCAGUAAUUAACUCAGCGGCAGUUUUGCAGACCUAAAAGAGAGGAGACUUUAGCCUCAGUAGCUACUAUGUACUGUAGAUUUCGUUAGACCACAAAAUGGACUUUAAGAAAGAGUUACAAAUUAUGUCAGCAAAUGUUUAUUAUAAUAUUUCAUGCGCUUUGAUGUCUUUAUUUUCUUCGGAGCAGAAGUUUACAAAUAUUCUAUCAAACUUUUCUUCAGCUUGGCUCAUCCGAUGAGUCAUGCAACCACUCUUUUUCUCAUCUCACACAUUCCGCGAAAGACUUAUCAGUGUUCUUCAAAUUUUUAUCUUUUCGGUUUCGGGGCUUUUCUGCUCACUGUAAAUGUCAAAUUUUCUAUACUUCAUUUUGUUUGAGCUGUUUUGUUCACCGCAAAGAACAUGACAAAUUAUCUCAACUGGGCAUAUGCUAAAGUAUGGCCUACGCAAAUUUAUAUUUUUCAUUUCUGUUGAAUUUGAUCAAUUUGCCAAAUUUCUUUUCCAGAUUCUCGAUUUGCUUUGUGACUGGCUAAAAAGUUUUAUCUCGAUUUAUGUUGUGUCGUCGUGACUUGAUACAGGACCCCUAACAGUGACCUUUUAGUUAUUGAUAGUCAGAAUCGUGUUAAGGGUCCAAUCUUAUAAAUUUGUAUUUCUUCAAUUUCAUUUCUUUGAUAUAAUCUUGAUUCAAUUAUUUCUUGUGAUCAUUUUUGAAGCCGUUUAAAAUCGAAUACUUUGACCAAAUUUCCUUCUGUUGCUAAUCGAACUCGUUUUGUGAUUUCGUAUUGACGGGCAUCAGGAAUUGCUAAUCGUCAUAGCUCGCUCUCCUUUUCUUUCGAAGUUGCAAACUUAGUUUGAUUCGGUUUUUCAUUUUGAAGAUGUUGUAAAUUGGAGUCUGUUAUAUUGUCUUUGUCCAAAAGAACUCUUUGUCAGAAUUUAUAUUUUACAAAUGAUCUAUUUUGCUUUGAUCUACCUCUUCAAUUCAUAUUUGCUUUGAUCUCUCAAAACUACGUGUUACUAAAAUUAAAAUGUAACUGAAGUUCAAGUUUGAAAACGGUUUCACGUUGUUUGAAAUUUAGUAGGCGACGAAUGUUUGAAAUUGUUUGUCGCCCGUCGUUUAAUUUCGCCCGAUUAAUUUGAUCACCAAUUGUUGAUUGUGGGUAAUUUUUCUGAAUUUACAUUUUUAUUCUA
This is a messenger RNA of Symsagittifera roscoffensis, 3742 nucleotides long. Its product is annotated as probable WRKY transcription factor protein 1. Bases 234 to 2447 code for a protein of 737 amino acids. The transcript has 3 exons. NCBI's taxonomy places the organism in Eukaryota, Metazoa, Xenacoelomorpha, Acoela, Convolutidae. The record is from RefSeq and is a predicted model, not a curated record. Gene Ontology annotation, molecular function: mRNA binding.